Messenger RNA from Bufo gargarizans (Asiatic toad), 1678 nucleotides. It is a transcript of the gene MOXD1, whose product is annotated as monooxygenase DBH like 1. The record is from RefSeq and is a predicted model, not a curated record. Gene Ontology annotation, biological process: dopamine catabolic process; octopamine biosynthetic process; norepinephrine biosynthetic process. The coding region runs from base 43 to 1578 and encodes 511 amino acids. Lineage: Eukaryota; Metazoa; Chordata; Amphibia; Anura; Bufonidae. Gene Ontology annotation, cellular component: secretory granule membrane. The transcript has 11 exons. Gene Ontology annotation, molecular function: copper ion binding; dopamine beta-monooxygenase activity.
UCCUAAUAGGAUUAUUUUACAGAUGACAACAGAGUCCUUCACAUGGACCCUCAACAAAGCUAUAAACUUGAAUAUGCAAUGGAAAAUGGAACACAUACAACCCUUAAAUUCAGCAGACCUCUGCAAACAUGUGACCCACAUGAUAAAAAUAUAACGGAAAGCACAGUAAGAGUAAUUUGGGCAUACCAUGCUAAUGACAUUGAAGCCACUGGUCCAAUUUACCAUGGAUUAAAUCGCGGUCAGAAGAGUUUACGAUUGUUAAAUCCUGAAAGAAAAAAUUAUAUAUCUGAUGAGACUCCAUCUUUCAAUUUCACAAAUCAACAGGUUCCUAUUCCAGAUAAAGACACAACAUAUUGGUGCCAGAUGUUUAAGAUGCCAACACUGGACAAGAAGCAUCACAUUAUUAAGGUUGAACCACUAAUACAGGAAGGUCAUGAGAGUUUUGUACACCAUAUUUUGCUGUAUGAAUGUGACAGAGAAGCUGGUGACACAGUACUUGAAUAUGGGCAUGAAUGCUAUCACUCCAAUAUGCCUGACAUCUUUCUUACAUGUGAAACUGUCCUUUAUGCUUGGGCAAUAGGUGGGGAGGGAUUUACAUACCCACCCCAUGUUGGCCUAUCCAUUGGAACACCAACAGACCCAACAUAUGUUCUUAUGGAAGUCCAUUAUGACAACCCAGUUCAACAGGAAGGUUUAAUAGACAGUUCUGGAAUUAAACUGUAUUACACCCCCCACACAAGAAAAUAUGAUGCUGGUGUUUUAGAGGCAGGCAUUUGGGUCAGCCUAUAUCACAUGAUCCCACCAGGUAUGCCUGCAUUCAGCUCCGAAGGACACUGCACUAUGGAAUGUUUGGAAGAGGCUCUGAGUCAUGAACAACCAGAUGGAAUCCAUGUACUAGCUGUUCUUCUUCACGCUCAUCAAGCUGGCCAAAUUCUCCGUGCACGUCAUUUCAGAAAAGGAGAAGAGCAGAAGUUACUUGCAUAUGACAAUGAAUUUGACUUCAAUUUUCAGGAGUUCCAAUAUCUAGAAGAAGAACGAACCAUUCUGCCUGGUGAUCAUUUAAUUACUGAAUGUCAGUACAACACAAAAGGCAGAUCUACUAUGACAUGGGGUGGCCUGAGUACAAGAGAUGAAAUGUGUCUUUCCUAUUUAAUGUAUUAUCCAAGAAUUAAUCUUGCCCGUUGUGAAAGUAUCCCAGACAUAAAGGAGCAGCUUCAGUUCAUUGGAGUGAAGGAAAUAUAUAAACCCGUCACAUCCUGGCCCUUUAUAAUCAAGAGUCCAAAACGCUACAACAAUCUAACUUUUACAGAGGCCAUGAACGUUUAUCAAUGGUCUAAGAAGAAAGGAAAUUCCUUUAAUGAACAUGUUAAACAAAUACCAAUCAACGUCAGAUGUUCCAAACAUGAAAGCAGAGAAUGGAGUGUUCAGGGAAUGCUACUGACACCCCCUGAAGUGAAGACGUAUACUUCAGAAGCACCAGAAUGUGCCUCGUUUUCGUUAGUAUCAUCCUCUGCAGUCUCUUCAACAGUUAGAUAUGUGCUAAUUGUAUUGAGCACAGUAAUACAGUAUACAUUUUAAGUGGCAGACUUUGUGCAUUUGCAUCCUUUUAUAUAUUGAAAUCCACAUUUAACUGCACUAUUGGAAAUAAGUUUUGAAAAAUAAAACAUUUUUUUUUUUU